Messenger RNA from Arachis duranensis, 2672 nucleotides. RefSeq names its product pentatricopeptide repeat-containing protein At4g39530-like. The record is from RefSeq and is a predicted model, not a curated record. NCBI's taxonomy places the organism in Eukaryota, Viridiplantae, Streptophyta, Magnoliopsida, Fabales, Fabaceae. The transcript has 2 exons. Gene Ontology annotation, molecular function: protein binding; RNA binding. Gene Ontology annotation, biological process: RNA modification. Bases 336 to 2633 code for a protein of 765 amino acids.
CUCCUUCUUCUUCUCCUCUCAGUACGUUCCAGUUAUUUCUCGUUCAACUUUGCUUUUGGUUGUUCGUGUUCAUUUUUUUUAUUCGAUUGAUAAUGUAAUUCUUUUGCUUUUUGGUGCAUGAAAUUUGUGAGCUGUGACAAAAUUUCAAGCACCGUUGAAAUCUAGCUGUCAUUGCUGUUACCGAUUGUUCUUGAAUCGAAAUUGAGAUGCCAGAUGGGCAGAGCCCCAAACAGCUAAGGCCAUUCUGAAAUUUGAAUGAUUUGAAGAUCACAUAUUCAGGUGAUUAGGGGACCAAUUUGAUUUAGUGGAAAUUUGGAUGAAUUGUCCAAAGGCCAAUGCAUGUGCUAUUUGACCAUCAUCGUGUGCCAACUAAAUCCAUUCAUCUUCUUCACCAGUUUUUGCUGUCAUUGGCCAAGUCUUCAAACCCCACAACGCUCGCAGAGUGCAAACAAAUUCAUGCAAAGCUUGUAGUCACCCAAUGCAUCUCGCAGACGCAUUUGGCAAAUAACCUUUUGAGCCUUUAUUCAAAAUGUGGUCAAUUCAGCUAUACCCACCACCUGUUCGACCAAAUGCCCCAUAAGAACGUUGUUACCUGGACAACCUUAAUUUCUGCAAAUCUUAGAAAUGGGUAUCUCCCAAAAGCCUUUGACAUGUUCAAUCACAUGCGUGAGGUUGGUGAGAGUCCCAAUGAGUACACGUUAUCUGCACUGCUCCGCGCUUGUGCUGAUCCUGGUUUGAGGGAUGUUGGUUUGCAGCUUCAUGGUUUGUUGGUUCGGUGUGGCCUUGAGAGGGACAAGUUUGCUGGGAGCUCUCUUAUGUAUAUGUACUUUAGCAGUGACAGCGAUCUUGAAAGUGCUUGUUGUGUCUUUCAUGAAUUGUUGGAGAGGGACCUUGUUGCUUGGAAUGUCAUGGUUUCUGGAUUUGCUCAAGUUGGUAAAUUUGGUGUGGUGAAGAGGUUGUUUAGUGAAAUGAGGGAGGUUCAUUUCUUGAGACCUGAUCACAGUACUUUUAUUGGCUUGUUCAAGUGUUGUUCGUUGUUGGACCAAGUUAGGGGAGUUCAUGGGCUGGUGUUUAAGUUUGGUGCCGAAGUUGAUAUGGUGGUUGGCAGUACUCUGGUUGACUUGUAUGCUGAAUUUAGCGACAUAAAUUCUUGCAGGAAAAUCUUUGACUACAUGGAGGAAAAGGAUAGUUUUCUUUGUAAUUCGAUUAUUACAGCCUAUACCAAGAACAAUAGAGGCGAGGAAGCUGUGAAUAUCUUCAAGGAUUUAUGUAGACAGAGGAUGAAGCUUGAGCAGCAUGUGUUAUCAAGUACUUUAAAAGCCUGUUUUGAAUUAGAGGACUUGAACACUGGAGUUCAAGUGCAUGGCCAAAUGAUAAAAUAUGGGCAUCAAAACAAUUGCUUUAUAGCAAGUGUGUUGUUGUCUCUCUAUUGCAGUUUUGGUGAACGAGCAGAUGCAGAAAAGUUGUUUAGAAGGAUUGAUGAUAAAGAUAUUGUAGCAUGGAACUCUAUGAUCUUGACUUAUGCUCAGCUGGAGAUGGGAUCUGAUCUCUCCAUGCAACUGUUUCAAGAACUUCGAAGAACUACAUCUUCGCAAAUUCAAGGUGCCACUCUAGUUGCUGUUCUGAAGUCUUGCAAGAAUAAUCCGGAUUUAACUGCUGGUCAACAAAUCCAUUCACUUAUAGUGAAAUCAAGUAUAAGUCAUCUUACUUUGGUUGGCAAUGCAUUAGUCCACAUGUACUCUGAGUGUAAACAAGUGGAUUGUUCCUACAAAGCUUUUCUUGACAUUGUUCAUAAAGAUGAUAGUUCUUGGAGUUCUAUAAUUGGAACUUAUAAACAAAAUGAGAGGGAAUUUGAAGCAUUAGAGCUAUGCAAAGAGAUGUUAGCCGAUGGAAUCACUUUCACCAGUUAUAGCCUUCCUUUAUGCGUCUCAGCUUGUUCGCAGCUUUCAGCAAUAGAUGUGGGAAAACAAUUCCAUGCUUUUGCCAUCAAGUCUGGUUACAACCAAGAUGUCUAUGUUGCAAGUUCCAUUAUAGAUAUGUAUGCUAAAUACGGAAACAUGGAGGACUCAAAGAAAGUUUUCGUUGAACAACAACAGGCGAAUGAAGUAAUUUAUAACGCCAUGAUAUGCGGAUAUGCACAUCAUGGAAAAGCAUUGGAAGCCAUAAAAGUUUUCAGUAUGUUGGAGAAGAAUGGCUUGAUGCCUAACCGUGUAACUUUCUUAGCUCUGUUAUCAGCUUGUAGUCAUGGCGGUUAUGUUGAAGAUAUUUCGAAUUUCUUUACAUUGAUGCUUCAUAGAUACAAGAUUAAGCCAGAAUCCGAGCAUUACUCGUGCCUAAUUGAUGCCUAUGGUAGGGCAGGGAGGCUAGAGGAAGCUUAUGAAAUAGUGAAAAGGGAUGGAAGUGAAGCAUCAUGGAGAACACUACUGAGUGCAUGUAGCAAUCAUAAUAACACAAAGAUUGGAGAAAAAUCUGCUCUGAAGAUGAUAGAAUUAAAUCCCAGCCAUCAUGCUUCGUAUGUUCUACUUUCAAAUAUUUAUAGUGCAGAGGGAAAAUGGGAAGAAGCCCUUAAAUGGAGGGAGAAAAUGGCUAAGAGUCAUGUGAGGAAAGAUCCAGGAAAUAGUUGGUUAGUCUGAGGAUCAUUUACAUCCUACCCACAUAUUUUUAAUUGUAUA